This is a messenger RNA of Pteronotus mesoamericanus, 5211 nucleotides long. RefSeq names its product katanin interacting protein (gene KATNIP). The coding region runs from base 20 to 4975 and encodes 1651 amino acids. Lineage: Eukaryota; Metazoa; Chordata; Mammalia; Chiroptera; Mormoopidae. The record is from RefSeq and is a predicted model, not a curated record. The transcript has 29 exons.
GGAACCACCGCCUCUAGGGAUGGACGGUCAGACUCUGCGAAAGGCUGAGAGAAGCCGGUCCUGCUCACGGGAGAAAAAGGAGGGUUACACUAAGGACAUGGUGACAGACUUUGAUGAGAAACAUGAUGAGUAUUUAAUACUGCUUCAGCAGAGGAACCGAAUAUUAAAGCAUUUGAAAACCAAGGACCCCAUGCAAUUGAGAUUAGAGCACUUGGAGCAGGGCUUCUCUGUCUACGUCAAUGGGGCCAAUUCUGAAGUGAAGACAUCACCGCGGAAAGCCGUCCACUCCGACUUCUCCAGGAGUGCCUCACAUGCUGAGGGGACACACGAUUGUGGACGAAGAACCCUGUUUCAAGAAGCUGAAGAAGCUUUAAGACGCCAUUCGCGCACAGCCCCCAGCAAAGUCCAGCGCCGCGGAUGGCACCAGAAAUCUGUGCAGAUCAGAACAGAAGCUGGCUCACGGCUCCACAUUGAACCUCCUCUGGACUAUUCUGAAGAUUUUGAGCCAUGGGAGAACGUGACUGUCAAUGCAAAGGAUGCUUCUGGGGGUCAUCCGCAGGAUUCCAAAUCUCCCACCAGCACCACACCCUGUGAUUUUAACUUCUCCCUUCGGAACGCACAUGGACAUCCCAACCCUCCAAACAGUAUGGACAAAGCAAGGAUUCUCUUAACUAUUCAGGACGUAACGGAGCUAAGAAAAAGCCUGGAACUUAGUGUAAAUCUACAAAGGAAACAAACGGAUUGUUCCAGUGAUGAGUAUGACUCUAUUGAAGAAGAUGUACUCUCUGAGUCCGAGCCUGAGGACCAGGCACUGGUGGGCUAUCCCGGACAUGAACCCCCUCUUUUCAGUGGGGACUCAGUGCAGAAGGAUGUUCCUGAGGACCAGGAGACACAAGGACACCCUCCACAGUGCCCAGACACCCUUGUGGUGUUGGAAUUUAACCCAGCUUCCAAAAGUAAUAAAAAGGAAAGAAAUUUGUCUGCUAAGCGGAAGGACAAUGCUGAGGUCUUCAUUCCCAGCAAACCGGAGCCAAACCUGACCCCCCAGCCCCCAACUGUGCUCCCAGACCAGGAGAGGCCAUGCUCAAGACCUGGAAGCCGAAGGGAGAGACCUCUAUCAGCAACCCGAAAACCUGUGCUCCAGGCGGAGGACCGACAGGAAGAUGCAUCAGCUGUGCUCAGAGCCAUCCAGGUAGAGAACGAAGCCCUGCAGAGGGCGAUCCUGAGCAGAAAGGCCGAGCCCCCCACCAGCCUGCUGCAGGUGCAGGAGUUGGAGGGACCACCAGCAAAAUCGUGGACCAGUUUGCUGAAGGAGAAAGAGGAGAGCCCUGAGCUGCUUCCCAUCACCGUGAUGACCAGCACGCAGGAGCCAUCCAGGGCGGCAGGGGGAGCCAGAGCCGUCAGUGAAGCCAUUGACAGAAUCGGCCUUUUGGGGAGCAGACAACAGCAGAAGCUCCUGAAAGUCCUCCAGGCCAUCGAAAGUGACUCUGCCCAUGUGAGUCGGGUUGCUUCACCAGCUGAGGGGCAAGUGCUGGACCCAGAGAACACGUUGAGAAUGAAAGCAGAGGAGAUGAAAGACGCCAUCUAUGUGACAAUGGAAAUCCUAUCCACCUGGGGCAACACGUCACGGGUGGGUCUCACAGAAGUCGAGUUCUUUGACCUGGACAACACAAAGCUUUAUGUGUCGCCUCAUGAUGUGGAUAUUCGUAACACAGACACACCAGGAGACCUGGGCCUCUUGGUGAACAGGAACUUAGCGAGCAAGAAAGACCCCUCGUUGUGGAUGUGCCCCUUCCACCCACCUCUCCAGCUCUUUUUUGUUAUCCGCAAUACAAGACUCCUGCAUGCCUUUGGUCUGGCCAAGAUCAAGGUUUGGAAUUACUGGACGGCUGAUGGCGAUCUUGACAUUGGUGCCAAGAAUGUGAAGCUUUAUGUCAACAAAAACCUCAUCUUUGACGGCCAGCUGGACAAAGGAGGCGGGGAGGCCCCGGCUGACCAGAGCAUAUUGGUUGGCCUGAAAAAUGCGAAGAUUGAGAGACUGGAGAACAGCAUUAAUGCCCAGUCGGAGAACAGCAAAGAUGCCUGCACGAUGGCCGCCACAGGUGGGGACGAGGAGCUCAGCGUCAUUUACUCGAAGCCCGCAGGAGCAGUAGUGGGCGUGAAGGUUUCUUCACCGGGAAAUCUAUCUAGUGAAAGGACGAAGUCUCCUGAUUGUGUGAAAGACAAUUUGUCCAAGUUAGAGGACGCCUUCAGCUUGUCAGCAGCCCCAGACUCAACAGGGGGUGUGCCUGGUGCCCCUCUCCCCAGCCUCCCUGGGGAAUGCCCUCCUCUUGACCAACAGCUAGAAAACCCCACAGGCAGAAAAGUCUCUGAGCCUCCAGGGAAAAUCCCCUCCUGGCUACAACCAUCUCCCACUGGGAAAGGCAAGAAGCCAAAACCCCUCUGGCUGGGUCCUGAGAAGCCGCUGGACUGGAAAGACAGGCUUCCGUCAGAGGACAUCAUCGGGGAAGGUCCUGGAGAGAUGGGGGAUACAGGCCUCAGGCGUGACCAAGGGCGGGCCAGCAGCUGGAAUGUCAUCUCGGGGGAGAGAGCCCAGAGGGUGACCCCCAAAGUCUGCAGGGAUGACUUUGACAUCUUCGGCCGGCCCUCCAACAGGGAGCGCCCUGCUAGUGGGCGGAGGGGCCUGAAGAAGGACGCCCUCAGCAGCAGUCACUGUGAUGGCUCGCCAGCGGGCCGAGAAGAUGCCCGGUCCACUGGGAUGCCGCCUCGGUCCCGGUGGCGCAGCGAGCAGGAACACACCCUGCAUGAGUCGUGGAACUCCCUCAGCGCCUUUGACCGCUCCCACCGGGGACGCAUCUCUGGCCUGGAGUUCCAGGGGGACAUCCUGGACGAGUUCCUGCAGCAGCAGAAGAGCAGCCGGCACAGCAGCCAGCCACCACCCCGCAAGGAGGAGGAGCAAGGGCCCAGGAGAGGGCAGGCUGACUGCUCCAUAGACACAGACGAGGGGAGCGACUUUAAAAUCCCUGUCCUGCCUUAUGGGCAGCACUUAGUAAUUGACAUCAAGUCUACGUGGGGGGACAGGCACUAUGUUGGCCUGAAUGGAAUAGAAAUAUUCAGUUCCAAGGGAGAGCCCGUGCAAAUUGCAAACAUCCAAGCAGACCCCCCUGACAUCAAUAUUUUACCAGCUUACGGGAAGGACCCCCGUGUGGUCACCAACCUCAUCGAUGGGGUGAAUAGGACCCAGGAUGACAUGCACGUCUGGCUGGCCCCCUUCACACUGGGCAAGUCCCACUUCAUCUCCGUCGACUUCAUGCACCCUUGCCACGUCGCCCUAAUCAGGAUUUGGAAUUACAACAAAUCACGGAUACACUCCUUCCGCGGUGUGAAGGACAUUGAGAUCCUGUUAGACACACAGUGCAUCUUUAAAGGAGAAAUUGCCAAGGCCUCUGGAACCCUGACAGGAGCUCCAGAGCACUUUGGAGACACGAUACUAUUCACGACUGACGACGACAUUCUUGAAGCCAUAUUCUGUUCGGAUGAGACGUUUGACGUGGACGUGGAGAGCCUCUGCAGCCUGCAGUGCGAGGAGGCUCUGAGGAGGCCCAGCACUGCCGACGGCGAUGGGGAGGAGAGGCCCUACACCCAGGCCGGCCUGUGGGCCGGGGGCCAGGUUCCGGAACUAGAGCUGCCAUCCAGUGCCCCUGCCCCUGAAGUCACCACUCCAGAACCGGGCAUCUACCACGGGAUCUGCCUUCAGCUGAAUUUUACAGCCUCCUGGGGGGACCUGCACUACCUGGGACUCACAGGCCUGGAAGUGGUGGGCAAGGACGGCCAGGCACUGCCCAUCAAGCUGCGCCAGAUCUCCGCCUCCCCCAAAGACUUAAAUGACCUCCCCGAGUACACGGAUGACUCCCGGACCCUGGACAAGUUAAUCGAUGGAGCCAACAUCACGAUGGAGGAUGAGCACAUGUGGCUGAUCCCCUUCUCGCCGGGGCUGGACCACGUGGUCACGAUCCGCUUCGAUAGAGCCGAAAGCAUCGCAGGCCUGCGCUUCUGGAACUACAAUAAAUCUCCCGAGGACACCUAUCGAGGGGCCAAAAUCGUCCACGUCUCCCUGGACGGCCUGUGUGUCUCCCCUCCAGAGGGCUUUCUCAUCCGGAAGGGGCCAGGCAACUGCCACUUUGAUUUUGCUCAAGAAAUCCUCUUUGUGGACUACCUACAAGCUCGACUCCUGCCCCAGCCGACCCAGAGGCUCCACACAAAAAGCCUGGAGCGGGCGAGCAUGGACUACGAGGCACCGCUGAUGCCCUGUGGCUUCAUUUUUCAGUUUCAGCUCCUGACCAGCUGGGGCGACCCCUAUUACAUCGGCCUUACAGGCCUGGAGUUGUAUGACGAGCUGGGGGAAAAAAUCCCUCUGUCAGAAAACAACAUCGCUGCCUUUCCUGACAGCGUGAACUCCCUGGAGGGCGUAUGCGGAGAUGUCCGGACCCCCGACAAGCUCAUCGACCAAGUGAAUGACACCAGUGACGGCAGGCACAUGUGGCUGGCUCCCAUCCUGCCUGGACUGGUGAACCGGGUUUAUGUGAUAUUCGAUCUGCCUACCACCGUGUCAAUGAUCAAACUGUGGAAUUACGCAAAAACGCCCCAACGAGGGGUGAAGGAGUUUGGCCUCCUGGUGGACGACUUGCUCGUGUAUAACGGGAUCCUGGCCAUGGUGGGCCACCUGGUUGGGGGCAUCCUGCCCACGUGCGAGCCCACAGUGCCCUACCACACCAUCCUCUUCACCGAGGACAUGGACAUCACCCACCAGGAGAAGCACACCACCGGCAGCGAUCAGGUGGAGGACCAGGACGUCCAGAUGACGAAUGAAAACCAAGUCAUUACCAACUCGAGAAGGAAGCAGAGUGCCGUUGACCCAGCCUUACGCCCCAAAACGUGCAUAAGUGAGGAGACAGCAAGACGAUGGCGGUGCUGACGGGUGAAGGAGGGAGAGCUGGUCCUCCCAGCCAGCUUGGGGCUCCAUCGCUGGCCCCACUCAGCACCCAUGUCCCCCCUCAGUCCUCAGUGUCUGCCAGCCCAGACCCUAGGGGCUGAAGAGAGCUGUGGAGCGGAGCCUUCUGGGGAGAGGGGACUCAAAGGGUGGACAGCCAUGGAGAAGACAGGAGGGAGGAGGCAGGGAUGCUGCUGCGCGGGCCUGUGGCCCUUGACUCU